Molecule: messenger RNA, 1751 nt
Organism: Culex quinquefasciatus (southern house mosquito)
Lineage: Eukaryota; Metazoa; Arthropoda; Insecta; Diptera; Culicidae
Exons: 2
Coding region: 173-1513 (446 amino acids)
Cellular component (GO): extrinsic component of mitochondrial inner membrane
Source: RefSeq, a predicted model, not a curated record
GAUUUCGCAUCAGUUUCCCUUUUGCUCUCUUCGAUCACACUUGUUUCGUUUCGCCACACCUUUUUCCCGCGGCGCGCGGAGCCAAAAUAAAGACAAAACAGUGCAAAAUUCGCGGCAAAAAGAAAAAAGCUUUCAAUUUUAUUCUAUUUACGGUCUCGAAUCCGCGAGAACGAUGGAGGACACAAUCUACAACAACUUCAACGCGACCCGGUGCAACGUUUGCUUCACCCGCGCAACCGAGCACCGGCUGACUCUGGUCGGAAUUAAGCUCCGGUAUUGCAAGGGUUGCCGGCUGAUUGGCUACUGCGGCGAGCAGCACCAGAAGGAGGACUGGAAGCACCACAAGGACUUUUGCCGCGUGGUGACGAAGGUGCUGACGAUUCGGAAGAUCGACCACAUUCUGGACGUGCGGACGGAGUGUCCGCGCAUCGUCGGGGGAACGCGGCGCGAUCUGGAGUGCGCCAUCUCGCUGGCCGAGUGCCUGAUCAUUUCGAUGCUGCAGCGCAACCUCAAAACGCACGAGUACAUGAUGCUGCGCUUUCCGAACAUUUGCCGGGUGUGUCUCGAUUACGACACGACCAAGCUGAAGGCGUGCGAGUCCUGCCACCAGGUGCUGUACUGUUCCGAGGAGCACCGGCUGCAGGACGUGGACCGGCACGGCCGGUGGUGCCAGCUGUACCGGGUGAAUCUGCUGCUCGAUGCGGAUUUCCCCGCCCGCCUCGAUACGAUCGGCUACCCGAAGCUUAGCCCGGCCCAACUUGUCGAGUUCCCCCGGAACUCGUUCGAGCUGGUCAACCGAGCGUACAACAUGAACAUCCCGAUGGUGCCCAAGGCGGUCAAAGAUUUCAACGAUCUCAAGUUCGUGUCCAACUACUCGCACGUCAGCACCAUUCUGUACGCGCUGAACGUGACCAACAUGAACCUGGAGCUGCAGCAAUCGUUGGUCAUUUACGUGGUCGGCGUCGAGGAGGAAAUUUCCUUCUUCGACUACAACAGCUGUUCGGUGAUCUUUUCCUACGUGCCCCAGAUCCGGCAGGUCGUAAUUCACUUCAUCGGACCGGAAGUCGGCUCGAUCAAGGACGAAAUCGAGCUCAACUACGAGGGAAAGCGCUCGAUCAAGAUGCACUACCACAAGGCACUGUUCCACUGCCUGGAACCGACCGAGCCGAUGGACCGGCCGCAGAUCAUCGUGAGCUACAACUGUGGCUUCCACGAGCACAUCGAGACGCAGCGGGACACGUGGUCAACCACGCUCGGUCGGCUCAUCCGCUACGUCAACAUUCCGAUCGUGUUCACGUCGUACACCCGGGACGAGGCCUGCCAGGACUGUGCCAUCAUCUACAGCACCAGCAAGCGGGCCGCCAAGCAGCGCGAUCUGGUCUUUGUCAAGCGCGCCGCCAACAACCCGUUCAAGGACUACAAACCGCUGCGCAACAUCACCAUCACGGACGAAAGCGACGAGCUGUACUACUCCAACGGGUACGUCUCGAUUGUCAUUUCCCGGAUUCCCUAGAGAGAGAGCGAAAGCGAAAGAAAGAGAGAGAAACGAUACGCACAUGCCAAACACACACAUUCCGUUUAGGCCAUUGUUGCAGGUACAAACAAAAGUGGCACAAUUUAUUCAUCGCAUUUAUGAUUUUUAAAUGAUUUUUUUUUCUUUUAUUUGGUAAAAUUUAAUAAAUUAUUGAUGAAGGGCGAUGAUUCGAUACAACAGUACUUGAAGGGAGCUAGUCAGAGUCGCACAAAAAAAA